AUGACUUCCAGCGAUAAAGUCGUCACAUUCUUCGGCGCCAGCACCGGUAUUGGCUUGGCAGCCCUGAAACACACCCUCGCGGCCGGACACAAAUGUAUUGCACUUUGCCGUGAUCCCUCAAAACUCACAACCGUCUUCCCUUCAGAAUCAACACCGAAUCUCAAGAUCGUUGAAGGCAAUGCGCACAAUAUCUCCGCCGUAUCACACUGCCUCCAAACCGACGAUGGUCGCAUCGUCGAUGUGAUCGUGACCACCAUCGGCGCCAAGCCAAUCCCCCAAAGACUGACCGUUGACGAUCCCGACGCAUGCAAAAAGGGCGCGGGGACUCUCCUCACUGCUCUUGCUCAGCUGCGAAGUAAUGGCAUCGCCGGGAAACCGCAUAUCAUCGCCUGCAGUACGACCGGGUUCUCCCGCUUCGGUCGCGAUAUUCCGCUUGCAAUGAUACCUAUUUAUUUUUUGUUCGUCAGAGUGCCUGGUGCUGACAAGGUUGUCAUGGAAGAGCGUUUCGCGGAGAGCGGGGAAACCUUCACGAUCAUUCGGCCGAGCUAUCUUAGUGAUGGUGAGUCGGAUACGCCUAUCCGUGUGGGCAUCGAGGAUCCUAAGUCUGGGGUGCAGUCUCGGGCUAUUGGGUAUAGCAUCUCCAGGGAAGAUGCGGGAAGAUGGCUCGCGGAGAAUCUGGUCUUGAAGAUGGACGCCAAGUAUCUGAACAAAAAUGUGACUGUCACGUACUGA
Penicillium paradoxum is the source of this 732-nucleotide messenger RNA. Its product is annotated as NAD(P)-dependent oxidoreductase. The coding region runs from base 1 to 732 and encodes 243 amino acids. The transcript has a single exon. The record is from RefSeq and is a predicted model, not a curated record. Lineage: Eukaryota; Fungi; Ascomycota; Eurotiomycetes; Eurotiales; Aspergillaceae.